This is a messenger RNA of Budorcas taxicolor (takin), 1238 nucleotides long. RefSeq names its product transmembrane protein 276 (gene TMEM276). The record is from RefSeq and is a predicted model, not a curated record. The coding region runs from base 434 to 1015 and encodes 193 amino acids. The transcript has 2 exons. NCBI's taxonomy places the organism in Eukaryota, Metazoa, Chordata, Mammalia, Artiodactyla, Bovidae.
AGCAGCAGCCCGAGGGCGGCGCGGUGGGCUGGUCUGGGGCUCCAGCUCGCCGCUGCGUCGUGGUCGCGCAGCUCAGCGGCCUGAGUGCUGGGCUAUUGCUCUUUCCCGACCGGGUUCCGAGGACGGCGCCUCCCCGAGCGCAGGGCCCUGCACCCUGACUUGGGUUCCACGACGCCAGAGAUAACGCCCACCCAGCCCCGGCUCCUCACCGCAUUUUCCCUUCCCGGCCUAUUUAGGCCCUUCUUCCCCAAGGUUGUGGCGUCAGGGCUCCCGCGAGUUUCGGAUGAGCCUAUAACAAUAUUUAGAAAUGGGACUCUGGAACCUGGGAGUACCGAAGAGACACCCUUAGGGCUCCCCGUCGCCGGCUUCUACAUUCUUCUCAAGUUGAGGAUCCCUUUCCUGUCCCCUUAAACUCACUACCGCCUGAGGUGUCAUGACCCCCAGGCCAGGGGGCGAGUGGAGCUCCGCCCUGUCCCACCUGGCGCUGGGAGCAGUGUCUCUACACGCAGCCCUGAGCACUGCCCAGGCAAAUCGAGGGGCCGCUGCUGGUUUCUUGCUCCAGGCCCUGGCCGCCGCCAUCAUGCUGGCUUCAGGGCUGGGCACGGAUGAAGACUGUCUUGCUGGAGCCUGGGUGGCCACUGUCAUUGGCCUGCCCCUUUUGGCAUUCGAUUUCCACUGGGUGAAUGGGGACUGCUCCUCUGCCAACCUGCUUCUGGGAGGAGGCAUGGUGCUGGCAGUGGCUGGUGACCACCUUGGUGCUGAGGGCCGCUCUGUGGCUGGUCAGGCAGUGGUGCUGGUGGUCGCAGUGACCAUCCUCAUUGUGGCCGUUUUCACAACCAACUCUUAUGGAAUGUGGGGGGGUGUGAUGCUGGGUGCUGCAGGUCUUCUGAGCCGGCUGGAGGAGGACAGACUGCUGCUGCUGCUGCCGAAGGAGGACAUCUGUCGCUGGGCCUUGGCAGGGGGCAGCUGGGCCUACCACCGGGCCUUGCACACACAGCGCCUACAGUGGGAGUGAUGGCUGGAGACUACAAGGCAAAGCUUCUGCCCAGCUACCACCUUCCCGCUAGUGAUAGACUCUCCUUCCUAAAGCCAGCUUUCUGCAGAUUGACUAUCUCCCUUUCUGGCUCAAUGUGAAGGCUUGCCCAAAACCAAAAUGAGGGGGACCGGGUCCCAGGCACGUUCUCAGACUUGAUUUUGGGCAGGCCAUGGUUGUGGAUCCAGAGAGAGGUCUCCAAUAA